Caretta caretta (loggerhead turtle) is the source of this 7297-nucleotide messenger RNA. It is a transcript of the gene ARF6, whose product is annotated as ARF GTPase 6. Gene Ontology annotation, molecular function: GTP binding; GTPase activity. NCBI's taxonomy places the organism in Eukaryota, Metazoa, Chordata, Testudines, Cheloniidae. The record is from RefSeq and is a predicted model, not a curated record.
UGUCCCCCAGGCCGAGCGCCUCGCCCCGGCUGCCCUGGGCCCGGACGCCGCGGCCUCCCGCUCGCAGCACGUGUGCCAGCGGCCGCCGGGCUCCGCUCUGCCCCGAGGGGGCCCCGUGGAUGCCGCCGAGAUGGGCAAGGUGCUGUCCAAGAUCUUCGGCAACAAGGAGAUGCGGAUCCUGAUGCUGGGGCUGGACGCGGCCGGUAAAACCACCAUCCUGUACAAACUGAAGCUGGGCCAGUCCGUCACCACCAUCCCCACCGUGGGCUUCAACGUGGAGACGGUGACUUACAAAAACGUCAAGUUCAACGUGUGGGAUGUCGGGGGCCAGGACAAGAUCCGCCCCCUGUGGCGGCACUACUACACGGGCACGCAGGGGUUAAUCUUCGUGGUGGACUGCGCCGACCGCGAUCGCAUCGACGAGGCCCGCCAGGAGCUGCACCGCAUCAUCAACGACCGGGAGAUGCGGGACGCCAUCAUCCUCAUCUUCGCCAACAAGCAGGACCUGCCCGAUGCUAUGAAACCCCAUGAAAUCCAGGAGAAACUGGGCCUCACCCGGAUCAGGGAUAGGAAUUGGUACGUGCAGCCCUCCUGUGCUACCACAGGGGAUGGACUCUACGAAGGGCUGACAUGGUUAACGUCCAAUUAUAAAUCCUAAUGAUAACAAUAACUACUUAGUCUGCAGAUAAUUAAAAAAAAAAAAUAGCCUGCCUGGUUUCCUAGAAGAAUGAUUCUCUACCGAAAAAGUAAAAAACAAGCAUCCAUAGGGUUAUGAUCACUUCUUCUCCAGUUACCACCCUUUCCUUCUACACGCUGACUGGAUUCCUGUUUAACUCUUCUUGCUUGGCGUUAGGAUGCUGUAAUUUCCAAAUGUGACAUGAACACAAGCAUAGAUGCUAUGGCAGACUUCCAGCAAACGGGGAAAGACACACUGUAGAUUUGCUAAGUAAUUUUUUUCCUCUCUUGAUUAGCCCUUAUAAUGGUUUUUUUUUUUUUUUUUUUUGCAGGGCGGGGAGGGGUAACCAUUUUCAAUGUAUGCUUUCCGGUUCUACUUUUUUGAAAUUUUUUUUCUUUAUCACUUGCUGUAGAUUGCUUCUUUUUGCAUUCAUGCAGAAUAUGUUGAUAGGUCUGAUUCAUCAGUAAACUGAAAAUUAUUGCUUAAAAUCAAACUGCAGUCUGUCUUUUUAUAUUGAGGACUUUUUUUUUAAAAAAGAAGUCCUUAAUCUGUAACUAAAUAGUAACUUUAAAUCUGUCUUUUCAUAUCUAAGACUAACAUGGUAAAUAAAACCUUGCCUACAGUGGCAGAUAGUGAGAAUACCAUUGUAAUAUGUUCAAAGUACAUAUCAGAGGUAACGUAAGAACUGCAUUGAAAUGUCAGCUGUGAAGUUCUGAACCAUACAUCAUGCAUGAGUAGGGAUGCAAAUAAGUUCCCCAUAUUGCAUAGCAACCAUAUAAUGAAUAAAAUGUGAAUGAUGUAAUAGUUCCAAGUUAUACUCUACUCACAGUUCCUAUGUCUUGCAUUGCAAAGUUAAUGAUGUUUAGCUGCAGUCUUAACUAGUUGUGUGUCAGUCUCCUCACAGUGCGAGAUAUCAUCUUUCCAGAAAGCAUAGCAGUAACGUGUAAGCAUUACUGUUCCUUUUACUUUAAAUAAUUUACCAUUAGGCAAAAAUCAAGUCGUGUCUUGCCUCUCUUACAAUAUAGGAAAGAUGCAUUUGUUAAUCUUGAGACUUUUGGAGACAUUUCCUCUUCCAAAGUUUGAAAAUCUCAUGUUUUCUGAAAAGCAUGCAUCUUUAUCAGCUGCAAACCCCCCCCCCCCCAUAUGGAUUUGUUUCCAUAUCAUAAUUAUUUGAAUACACAAGCUCAGUUCUAAACUUUAACAGAAAUUAAUCAUUUUAACUUUUGAGUAACUGGCAUUUGAAGAAGUCGUUUAUAUCACGAUUUAGUUUUUGCAAGACCACAAUUUAACCCAUGAAAGUCAUUCUAAACAUUUUUGUCCCUCUGUUUCAGUAACAUUACUAUAAUUCUUUAUGAAAGGAACUGUGUUGAAUGUCUGAAUUUAAAUCCAUUGAGUAAUUAGUAAUGAGGGUGGGGUGUAGAGUGAGCAUAUGACUAUGAAUGUAAACUUCCACAUAUAGGGAAGUUUUAAAGGGCAAGCAGCUCACUUGCCAUAACACCGUUUUCAGAUGUCUCUGACUGGGAAGUUAUGGCAAAAACAAACCAAACCCACCCAGAUUGAGAGUUCAAAUCAGUGUAUCGUUUCAAUCAAGUAUUAAUACUGGGUGCAAAAAAUGUAAAGCAGCUGGGUUUUAUUCAGCCUUAAGGAUUAACUUCAGAUUUCCUCAAGGAGUUAAACUCAACUGGGGAAUUCUAGGAAUGUAACUCUACAAAACUAGAAGAAGAGAAAAAAAAUGUUUUUUUGAGGGUGUAAGUUUUACAUUAGAUUGGGGCAUUACACUACAUUUCCGCAGUGUUGACUCUGUAUGUUAAGUACAGUGUAUUAUGGAGCUCUUACCAAAGAUCUAUGGGGAGAUAAAAAUAUUGAAGUUCAUUUCCUAAAAAUUUAAUGCUUAGGACCCCUUGAAGAAAAAUGCUUUGUUUAGAAUAUGGUUCCAAGAAAGGGACACUCUAAAUGUGGGUUGCGGUGGCAGUGAUAGGAUUCUGGAUGAUACUAGAAAAUAUAGCAAUGAUUCAGAAACAAUUUUAUAAAAGGAAAAAGUUCGUUAGAAAAGCAAGGCAAGUUGAAUUACUUUAAAUCAUAAUUCUGAAGGGGAAACUAGAAGUCUUCAUUUUGGAAGUCUUUUUAAGUCCUUGAAUUGUUGCUCCAUUUUCUAGUUUUUAUAAAUUCAGUAAAUUCAUUUCCGUUAAUGUAAUUGGUCAAAUAGUGUGGUAGUGUAAAGGUGUAUAAACAAACACCAGGGUACAAUUGUUUUCUUCUGGAAAAAAUAUAAAAAAAGCCAAGCACAAGGUAAAUGCCUAAACUGGAAGACUUGAAGCUCUAUUAAUAGUUUUCAAACUUUCUUAAACAUAUCUCAAUCAAAAUGAAAAAUUGGAUUUUCACUUUCAGUCUAAAGUGUUUACUGUAUUCUUUCUCUUCAGACACUGUUUGGGGCAGGUUUAAAUUUCACUAGGUUUUUACAUUAAAUUGAAUUCACAAUUUUGUAUUUCUUUGGUAAUUUUUGUUACUUUAGAUAUUCUGUUGUGUAGGUAAAAUGAUAAAUUUAAUUAUACUCUUGAAUUUUUAAAUGUUUUAUUCUGGGGGGGAAAGACUCUAAAGUUACUGGAACUUGUGUGGCAGAUAAUUCAAAAAUAAAUGACCUUUGCUACUUGAACGAAAUAUAAAGGCUUCAUUUUCAAAAUGUCUUUAGGAAGGAAACGGGGGGAGGGGGAACAAUGCAAGUAAUUGUAGCCUGCAGGUUAAAGUGGCAAUCUUUUUUUUUAUCAGAAUUCUUACAACUGAAUUAUAAGUGCAUCAACUUCUGUGUUCUUACGAAUUUACGAAGUAAACUGGAGUACAUUUUUUGAAUGGCAUUAUUCUUGUCUGGUGGCAGUUUUCUGCAGUGAGAUGGAAGGAGGAUAAAGCGUAUGGCUUCUGACUGACUUCUCCCCCCCACACAGCACAAGCAACCACAUGGGAGAACAUAUGCUGGGAGAGGCUGACCGAACUGGAGUGAAGAUGGACGUCAACUUCAUUAUGAGACAGGAGGAGGAAUAGCUCAGGGGGCUUUGAAAGCUUGAAUGAGAGUUUGUGUGGUAGAGGGGAAGCCUAUGCAGGGUUUGAGGGAUUUGGCAUGGCCAGAGCCAUGAUCUAGGGCAAUGAUUUUAGCAGCAGCAUUUUGAGUGGAUUUGUCUGCUUCAAAGAAUAGUAGGCUGAAAAGAGGUGUGAUUUUUUUUCCCCUCCGCCCUGUCCCCUCCUUACAGCAGCUGCGCUGCCUGGGUCCCUAUUGUAGUGGGGUAACUAAAACAUGAACACCUUAAAAGCUUCUCAUUAAAAACAUUUACAAUGUGUUUGGUCUUCUGAGUGGAAUCCACCAUUUUUUGUUACUUAGGGUGGAGCUGGUUAUACUGAUGAGUGUCUGUUCCCUAUUUGGGGGAAACCAUAAUUUUAAUCACAAGGAAUUAUAAGUUCUACCUCUAUUUGUAGAAGGAAAAUUAUGCCUGCAAACAUCUGAGGCCUACCUAAAAUGGGGCCCAUCCAGUGUACUGUGUGUGUGUCAUUUAUUUAGAAAACAUUUCUUGCCCUUCUAUAACUACCAAACCCCACAAUUUUAUAUAAUGCAAUGGGCUGUAUGUGAAUGUAAUCAGUACUGUUUUAGAGCCCAAGCUAUAUUUCCUUACAUCAGUCACUUCAUGAAGGAGUCCUGGGAUCUAAAUUGAGGUGUCUGUGCAGCAGACAGCAGUCUUCUUAAAUGUGACUUACAUUUUGAAAAAAAAUGAAGUAAAUAAGAUGGUGCAUUGGAUGCUCCAACUAAGCGGGGCAGGAGGGGGCAUUCAAUAAGCUGAUUUUUUUUUUUUUAAACCAGGUAAUAUCUCCUAUCAAGGGUCCUCAGGCAGAGAACUGAGCAGAUGCUCGUUCUCAGUUUUUCCCUGUGUGAAGUCAUGUGCAGUGCAGGUGCAAAACAAUUCGGCACCCUUGCAAAUUCAGAUUGUCCAGGGUUUAGUAUGCUGUCUCAAAUUGCCUCAGUACGAGGAACUGUGGUAUUAAAUUACAUAAUGACCUGAAAGAUGGAGUGAAAUGAAGUGGUGGCAUCUGUGGGCAGCACACAUUUUAGAGUAGCCAGGAUGAUGGAGCGCUAUGGUGGAAUGUGGAGUAAUUUAACAAAGCUAAAUUAGGCCUAAGUGGCUCCCGUGAUUGGUUCAGAACUCUUCAUGUGAAGGCACCACUUUAAAUUCAGCCAGGUCGCGAAUGGCCAGAUGUGAUCAGACAGCUGCUUAGUGAGGUGUGGAGGAAACGAGCUCAGUCCAGUUUCUAGUGCACAAGCAUCCACAUUACAGACCCCAGUUAGCACUAAGUGUCUGUCGGGUAGUCUGAGGAACUGGGGACUGAGUGAACAUAGACUUUACUAUCCUUCCUCAUGUACAGUUGGAGCACUCUGAGGGGAAGCUGGAACUGCUCCCACACCUUAUUUGUCUGACUUAGGCCUUGUCUACAUUACAGAGUUUUGUCAUCAAAAGUCAGCUUUCAUUGACAAAACAGUGGAGGUGUACACACCACCAUGCUCCUCCCGCCGACAAAACUCUCCUGCUUUGCCGACAAAAUAAAACCACCUUGAUGAGAGGUGUAGAGAUUUUUGCGGCAAAGUUGUAUUGACAAAGUGUCAGUGUAGACCCUGCGCUUGGUUAUGUUGCUGUAAAUGGCCUCCAGGAGGUGUCCCACAAUGCCCAUCCUGACCUCUGUUUGAAUGCCACUGCCCUGCACCCAGGUACAUAGAUAUCAGUUCCCCUCACCCCCCAUUUAAAGGCCCACGAAUUUUUAAAAUGCCACUUCCUGUUAGCUCAGCAUGGACAAUUCACAUCGCAUCUUCCCAGCUGACCAGGGCGGCUCCACGAGGUAAAUGCUCUCCCGUGUAGAGCAUCCCUGAGUUGUUGGAUCUGCUGGCAGUGUGGGGAGAGGAGGCUGCACAGACCCAGCUCUGCUCCAGCCAUAGGGACUUUGAUACCUAUGGUCAGAUUUCUCAUGACAUGUUGGAGAAGGGCUACGAACAGGACAUGCAGCAGGGCGAUGUGAGGAUAAAGGAGCUGAGGCCGGUCUACCAGAAGGCAAGGGAGUCAAACUGUCGCUCUGGUGCUGUGCCGAAGACUUGCUGCUUCUAUAAGGAGCUGGAUGCCAUCCUUGGUGGCGACCCUGCUCCCACUGCCAAGAGCCCUGUGGAUACUUUGGUGGGGCUGGAGAUGGCGGAGAGCGGACUCAACCCUGAGGACAAAGUUGUGGACGAGGAGGUCGAGUUGGAGGACGAUGUGGCACACAUAGCAGGGUCGUCUGGUGGCAUGGCGAGCCAGGACCUCUUUUCCGUUCCAGAGGGGUCUAGCCAGUCCUAGCAGCCCAUCUCUGGUGUGCAUGAUGGAGGAGAGGAGAGCUGUGAUGUGGCCUUCAGGGGAACCCCAUACACACCGGCGGAGUGUCUCCGCCAUAUAAGGAAGUCAUCAAGGAGGACAUGUUUCGAGAGGUGCUCCAAUCCUCAGAGGCUGAAAAACAAGAAUGCAAGGUGUGGAGAGAGACUUUAAAAGAAAAUACUAAAAUUGAGAGGCGGGACAGAUGGCUACCUACAGUGUGCUGCUCUCUGUCAAUGUUAAAGCACCAAUUGUGGACCUGCUCUGCUGACAGAAGGAACAUUGUGUGAACAUGCACAAACCAUGUCACUAUACCGGUGUUCGAUUGUCGGUGUAACUUGCGUUGACAAAACUCUGUGUAGACAAGGCCUUAGUCUUCAAUGCUGCUAGCCCAGCACUUCCUAUGAGCAAUGAAAUUCAUACUGUUACUUAAAAAUUGACAACAGGGCUGCAGAUGUGCUUGUCGUCUUGCCCAAGACAACAAACAGAGAAAAACAGAACUGAAUGACAUAAGGGAAUCUGAGCUAGCUUUAACUCCUGCAGGAAAAAGAGGCUCCUGACAGCUAAGCCAUAUCUGCUCAUUGUGCUGCAAUAGUUGAAGCAAAUAAGAUGUAAACUUUAUUAGUAUAAAGUAUCAAAUGCAACGAAUGGUUGUUUAGAAGGGCAUGGUACAUCCCUCAUUGGUUCCAGGUUUGGCAAUCUAAUAAUAGCUUUUCCUUUGUAUUAACGGAAGAUAGAGGGAGUGAGUAAGUGAGGUCUGGACUUCUGGCAAAAGACACAUCUAUCAAUCCUGCCUUUUGAUCAUUCUUCAGGGAGAAUUAUUUUGUGUUGUAGAUUUAAAGGGGAGAGACUUAGAAGGGAGGGGGUGGAGAUCUUGCUCAAAUGUAACAUUAUCCCUUUGCUUUUUUGUCCCUAACUCUUCUGGUAUAUGUACACUUAUCUUGAUUUUGUUUAAUUUCACGGUUUCUCAAACAAAAUUUAUCUUUACUUCAGUUUUUCCUGGAAAACUAUUGGUGGUCUCUUGACUAUUAAGCUUGUUGUUGUGAAGUUUUUCUACUUCCUCCCCCCCACCCCCUUUCACCGGUGAAGUCAUCUUGUCUCUUCAGUUUUGGUUACGUAUCCAAAGUAUGCAUGUACAGAUACAGUAAUGGAAGGUGUCUGGAAUAAGUUAAAUACCAGUCUUGAUAUUGAUGUGAAGAGCAGCUGAGUCCGAACUUGGUCUGUCAACAAUUAAAUACGUUCUUUCUUA